Rhinichthys klamathensis goyatoka is the source of this 1676-nucleotide messenger RNA. RefSeq names its product oxygen-regulated protein 1. The transcript is spliced from 4 exons. Gene Ontology annotation, biological process: axoneme assembly; photoreceptor cell development; intracellular signal transduction. The record is from RefSeq and is a predicted model, not a curated record. NCBI's taxonomy places the organism in Eukaryota, Metazoa, Chordata, Actinopteri, Cypriniformes, Leuciscidae. Bases 12 to 1676 code for a protein of 554 amino acids. Gene Ontology annotation, cellular component: axoneme.
GCUGAAUCGUGAUGAUGAUGAUGAGUGAAGCUCCGGUUGUGAGGAAGGCUAUUCCACCGGCCCAGUCCACCGCUAGUGGUCACACUCAGAUGACCUCCCGGCAACCACACAUCACGGAGAAGACCUCCUCUAAACGCGUGUGCUUUUACAAAAGCGGAGACUCCCAGUUCAGUGGUCUACCUGUGAUCAUCAACAACCGCACCUUCAAAACCUUCGGGGCUCUCUUGGACAGCUUAUCGAAGCGCGUGCCGCUACCGUUUGGAGUCCGCACCAUCACGACUCCUCGAGGUCAUACGUCGGUUCGGUCCCUUGAACAGUUGCAUCAUGGGCAAUCCUACAUUUGUUCUGAUCGCAGAACCGUCAAACCCAUUGACCUGGAGCGCGCGCGCCGGAAGCCGCCGCCCUGGUACCACGCUCGACCCGUUAGCGCCCGGCGAUUAGCUUGGUACACGCACAGCCCUGCUCAACGCGGAGUCUACAGCGCGAGGAGGAACGAGCGGGUCCUGCUGCAUACGCCAAAACGGCUGGUGCUUUUCAGCAACGGAGAGCCAGAAGUGAAGCACACGCUGACGCUGCAGAGGAGGACGACAUACUCGUUCGAAGCACUCUUAGAUCACAUGUCAGAGGUCAUGCACUUCCCUGUACUCAAGUUACACACACCUGAAGGAAGAAGGGUGGAUGGGCUUCCUGCAUUGAUCUUAUGCUCUGGGGUAUUGGUGGCCGCUGGCCGAGAACCCUUCAAAAAAAGCAACUAUGAUGUCCAGAAGUCAUCUCCACCAAAGUGGCUACCGGCUAAAAGACUGGGACGGCGGCGUCCAAUAACCAGAAAAAAGAAAUCCCGCAGCGCCAAAUCUUGUCCCUUCUCCCUAUCUUCAGAAAGCUACAUUGUGAAUCAAAUACAAAGCAGUUUGCCAGGAAGUAUGUGUGAUUUUCCAAGCAACCCAAAUGGCUCUGUGGAAGCAGCUACUGGAUAUCAUCUUGAGUCAGUUUCUGAAACAGAAAUAAUCACCAGUCUGGAUGGUGAGAGAGAGGAUGACUCACACAUGCCCUCUGAUGAUGACAUUGAGAAAUCCUUUCGGGUCAAUCAAGAUGGAAGUAUGACCGUUGAAAUGAAGGUACGCCUCACUAUUAAAGAGGAGGAAACAAUACAUUGGACAACCACAGUCAGUCGCUCCAAUGUGUGCAAUCAAUUUCUAGCAGCCACUCUUCCCUGUCCUGACCUGGAAGCUAAUUUAGCGGAUAGCUUACCCCCUCAAAAUGAUCCUGGUGCCAUAGAGGUCAACAAGAGUGACCCCAAUAACAGCAGCCGCUCCUGCCCUGAGGAAGACUGUAAGGUAAGCAUGGAGUUAGAGCGGCUUUGUUCCCCACUUGCUCACAAACAAGGAUCCAUCGAGAGCAUCAUAACUGCUAGUGAAAUUCAUAAGAACUCUUCAUACUCUUACAUGGAAGAUCUGGACAAUGGAGAGGUGAAGCAGAACCACCCUGUUCCCAAGCCUCGAUGCACUCUUCCCUCUGAUACGAACACCACCACAGCGAUACAGUCCAGUGACUACAGAUCUUCAGAAGUCCUCCAGUUCCAGGACUAUCAGAAAAAAGCAGUGUUACACAUCUGUGAAGAGCAGAUUUGUCAAGAGAACUUCUCAGACAAUACAACCAUCAACAAAGGACACAUUUGA